Molecule: messenger RNA, 903 nt
Organism: Euleptes europaea (tarantolino)
Lineage: Eukaryota; Metazoa; Chordata; Lepidosauria; Squamata; Sphaerodactylidae
Gene: MTURN
Product: maturin, neural progenitor differentiation regulator homolog
Exons: 3
Coding region: 29-424 (131 amino acids)
Biological process (GO): positive regulation of megakaryocyte differentiation; regulation of signaling
Cellular component (GO): cytoplasm
Source: RefSeq, a predicted model, not a curated record
CUGGAGGCAGCCAGGGCAGGAGGCGAGGAUGGAUUUCCAGCAGCUGGCGGACGUUGCGGACAAAUGGUGCUCCAACACCCCCUUCGAGCUCAUCGCCACCGAGGAGACCGAGAGGAGGAUGGAUUUCUACGCCGACCCGGGCGUCUCCUUUUACGUCCUCUGCCCCGACAACGGCUGCGGGGACAAUUUUCACGUGUGGAGUGAAAGCGAGGACUGCCUGCCUUUCCUGCAGUUGGCUCAGGACUACAUCUCUUCCUGUGGUAAAAAGACACUCCAUGAAAUACUGGAAAAAGUCUUCAAAUCAUUCAGACCUCUAUUGGGGCUUCCAGAUGUAGAUGAUGAUGCAUUUGAAGAAUAUAACGCAGAUGUGGAAGAAGAGGAGGCAGAAGCCGAUCACCAGCAAAUGGGUGUCAGUCAGCAGUAAUUUUUGGAGGAAAUUAAAAUAUAUUUUAUCCUACCAGGUGGGGUCUUAUGCUUCUGCGUUAGCAUUUUGUUUUAAUUAGCACAUCACACUGGAAAAAUCUGCCUCCCAAAUCCAAGGUUUAAAAAGAUAAGAGAAAGAAAGAAAGCAACAAUAUUUUUCAGAAGUCUGUGAUGAGCUUUUGCAAAGAAGCGGCCUGAAUUUCACUCCUGCUUCAGUGAGGUUUCUAUGGCGUUGUCUUGGUAGCAUUCUGCCAAUGUUAACUUAGACCUAGUUUUUUUCUUGCUGACUUGUCUUUUUUGUUGUUUUUAUUAUUAUUAUUAUUAUUAUUAUUAUUAUUAUUAUUUGUUUGUACAGGAGAAUUAACGUUUCACUGACCUGAAUGUGAUUUGAAUGUAGGAAUUAUUUGGUUGGUGUGUUAAGUACUCGCGUGCCCUUACUGAGGACCAUCCAUGCAGAGAAUAAAUGCAGUCUGCACUUUC